UUUACACCAACGUGCGGGUUCAGCUGUUUCCGCUUGCGGAGAACUUCGGACUGCAAGUGUUAUUUAAACAGUUGUAGUUGUUAUAUGUGCUUUAGUUUUGCGUGAUUUAAUUAGCCUAAUGCUAACUCAUUAUUUUGAACUUAAAAGGACUGUGCUGUUAACAGGGGGAAAAUAACAAUUUGUAAUGAAGCUGUAGAUUUCUUGUCACCAUGGAUAAGAGGCAGAGGGCAAGAGUCCAAGGUUCCUGGGCAGGUCCCAUCAAGAAAACAGAACUUCGUUCAGUUUCCCAUGACAAUGAUUUAAAGAACCAGUCUAUGGGGCAUCAUUUGGCACCAGGAGUAGUAGCGCCAGGAACUGUACUAGGAUGGGCUCCACCAGAUCAUUCAUUAGCUGAAAGGCAAUUUGUGUUUGAAAAACCAACAGAGGUUAAACGUAAGAUUCCAGAACCAAGACUGAUAGAGUAAGUACAAUUGUAAAAUGGUUCA
This is a messenger RNA of Protopterus annectens (West African lungfish), 485 nucleotides long. It is a transcript of the gene ALKBH3, whose product is annotated as alkB homolog 3, alpha-ketoglutarate dependent dioxygenase. Lineage: Eukaryota; Metazoa; Chordata; Ceratodontiformes; Protopteridae. The record is from RefSeq and is a predicted model, not a curated record. The transcript is spliced from 4 exons. Bases 210 to 464 code for a protein of 84 amino acids.